ACGUCACAGCGGGUCCACUCCCAUCCGUCCGGGUUGCGGAAUUCCUGAGUCCUGAGCGUCCGCAAAGGUAGUGACGCGUGUUGCCCGGAGGAUGGCGGACGCCAGCUUGCGCCGCGUGGUUCCCAGCGACCUGUAUCCCCUCGUGCUCGGCUUUCUGCGCGAUAACCAGCUCUCGGAGGUGGCCAGUAAAUUUGCCAAGGCAACAGGCGCUACCCAACAGGACGCCAACGCCUCUUCUCUCUUAGACAUCUACAGCUUCUGGCUCAACAGGUCUGCCAAGGCCCCAAAGCGGAAGGUACAGGCAAAUGGACCAGUGAGUAAGAAGGCUAAGAAGAAGACUUCAUCCAGUGAGAGCAGUGAGGACAGCAGUGAGGAGGAAGAACCCCAAGGACCUCCAGCUAAGAAAGCUGCUGUACCUGCCAAGCGGGCCAGUUUGCCUCAGCAUCCUGGAAAGGCUGCAGCCAAAGCAUCAGAGAGCAGCAGCAGUGAGGAAUCCAGUGAUGAGGAGGAGGACAAUGACAAGAAGAAAAAGCCUGUUCAGAAGGGAGUUAAGCCCCAAUCCAAGGCAGUCAAAGCUCCUCCUAAGAAGGCCAAGAGCUCUGAUUCUGAUUCAGACUCAAGCUCAGAAGAUGAGUCACCAAAGAACCAGAAGCCAAAGACAACACCUGUGGCAGCUAAAACUCAGACUAAAGCCUCAGCCAAACCAGGUAUCCCAGCCCGUGUGGCACCUAAACUAACCAAUGGGAAAGUGGCCAGCAAGAAGAGCAGCAGCAGCAGCAGCAGCAGCAGCAGCAGCAGUGAUGAGGAGGAGGAGGUGGCAGCGGCGGCAGCCAUACCUAAGAAGACUGUACCUAAAAAGCAAGUCGUGGCCAAGGCUCCAGUGAAAACAAUGGCUGCCCCUACCCAGAAGAGUUCCAGCAGUGAAGACUCUUCCAGUGAGGAGGAGGAGGAGGAAGAGCAGAAAAAACCCAUGAAAAAAAAACCAGGUCCCUAUAGUUCAGUCCCCCCACCUUCGGCUGCCCCAUCCAAGAAGUCCCUGGGAACCCAGGCUCCCAAGAAAGCUGCAGAGAAGCAGCAGCCUGUGGAAAGCAGUGAGGACAGCAGCGAUGAGUCUGAUUCCAGUUCUGAGGAAGAAAAGAAACCUCCAGCUAAGGCAGUCAUCUCUAAAGCAACCUCUAAACCAGUUCCAGCAAAGAAAGCGCCAGAGAGCUCUUCAGACAGCUCAGACUCUGAUAGUUCUGAGGAUGAAGCUCCUGCCAGAUCAGCCGGUACUACCAAGAAUCUACCAAGUAGGCCGGUUGCCACUCCCAAGCAACCUGCAGCUAAACCAGCCACAGCUCCCAAGCAGCCUGUAGGUAGUGGCCAGAAGCCUCUCACCAGAAAGGCUGAUAGCAGCUCCAGCGAGGAGGAGAGCAGUUCUAGUGAAGAGGAAAAGAAGAAGACUGUGGUCACUCCCAAGUCCAAGGCAGCAGCCAAAGCAGCUCCGUCUUUGCCUGCCAAACAGGCCCCCCAGGGUGGUGGGGACAGCAGCUCUGAUUCAGAUAGUUCUAGCAGUGAGGAAGAGGAGGAAGAGAAGAUGUCAAAAUCCCCAGUUAAAAAGAAGCCACAGAAGGCAGCAGGAGUUGUAGCCUCUUCCAAGGCGGCUUCCACAAAGCAAGCAAAGGCCGAGAGCAGCAGCAGUUCUUCCUCUGAUGAUUCCAGUGAGGAAGAAGUGAAGGAGAAGCCUAAGGGCAAGGGCAGUGUAAGGCCACAAGCCCUCAAGACCAAUGGGACCUCUGCAGUGACUACGCAGAAUGGAAAAGCAGACAGGGAUAGCCAUGAGGAAGAAGAAGAAAAGAAAAAGGCAGCAUUAGCAGUUUCUAAGCCAGGUUCCGGAAAGAAGCGGAAGCAGAAUGAGGCUGCCAAAGAGGCAGAGACUCCUCAAGCCAAGAAGAUAAAGCCCCAGACCCCCAACACAUUUCCAAAAAGGAAGAAAGGAGAAAAAAGGGCAUCAUCCCCUUUCCGAAGGAUCAGGGAGGAGGAAAUUGAGGUAGAUGCUCGAGUGGCAGACAACUCCUUUGAUGCCAAGCGGGGUGCAGCUGGAGACUGGGGGGAACGCGCCAAUCAGGUUCUGAAGUUCACCAAAGGCAAAUCGUUCCGGCAUGAGAAAACCAAGAAGAAGCGGGGCAGCUACCGGGGAGGCUCCAUCUCUGUCCAGGUCAAUUCCAUUAAGUUUGACAGCGAGUGACCUGGGGCCAUGUGUGGUGAAGCAGGGGUGAUGAUCCAAUGCCACUUACUUUCCCCAGUGGACCUGGGAAACCCUCAGCUCUAUUAAGGGAGGGUCUUGGCGAGGACAGCAGUUUAGAAGAGGUCCGAAGACUUUGCAUUGUAACAUCCUCUUUGGCCGUUUUCUGUGUUCGUAGUUUUGUACAGGUUUGGCUUUUGAGUGUUGAGAAGUAAGGACAACAUAAGAGUGUUCUUUUUUAAGAAAAAGAAAAAUUUUAGUUGUCAUUCCCUCAUUCCCUUCUCCCUGUUCUGUGGAAGUCCUCAUGCUGAGAAAUUUGUAAAUUUUAUAUUAAAUCGUUUCCUAUUCAUUUUCGUUGUGAUUUCACAGGUGGGUAAAGAUAAAAUCUUAGCUAUUGCCCAAGAUGUAGUAAAGGUUACAUUAUGAGUUUUUAUAAUUGGAGAAUUCUGUCAUUUGUUCACAUUCAUCCGUCCUACCCUCACAGCUUUGGGAAGGGGCAGUUAAGAAUGGUUAAUGUAUAUGUUUGCUAAGCAUGCACUGUGUAGUUCAUCCUCUUUUAUGGGGUUUAGGACUGAUGUUUUCAGCGAGCAUGGACUUAACUACUUUUGGGGAUAAAAUCCCCUUUUGUUACAGUUAAAAUUCUGGUGUAGUGUGAAUGCUGUGGGGUUAGUCUAAAUAUUUUGUUUUCUGUAAUAUUAACAUUUAAUGUUUGCAGUAUAUGUUUAGUUUUUUAUUUUGAAAGCAUAAACUUUUCUAUUGUUCGGAGA
Messenger RNA from Mustela lutreola (European mink), 2991 nucleotides. It is a transcript of the gene NOLC1, whose product is annotated as nucleolar and coiled-body phosphoprotein 1. The coding region runs from base 92 to 2227 and encodes 711 amino acids. The transcript is spliced from 13 exons. Gene Ontology annotation, cellular component: nucleoplasm; nucleolus. The record is from RefSeq and is a predicted model, not a curated record. Gene Ontology annotation, molecular function: protein binding. Lineage: Eukaryota; Metazoa; Chordata; Mammalia; Carnivora; Mustelidae.